AUGAGUGCUAUAGAGCUCCAAAUUAACGAUGACCACCCUUUGGCCUUGGAAUUAGCGAGUCUGCGUGCGGCGAUCAGCCGGUACCAGCACGAAGCCCACGCAUCCUCAGUCAAGCUCCAGCGGCACUCGCUCGAGACCGCCCACGCACUCGAACGCGCGCACAUCCUCGAGCGCGAAAAUGCCACACUGCGCGAAGAGCUAGCGACAUUGCGCGCGCAUCCCGACGCCGCCCCGCACCCCGCGGCGCUGCACGCGAACGAGCUCACGCUCUCCCUGCGGCGGCUCUCCGACAAGCUCACUGCGACCGAGGAGAUGCUCCUCGAACGCACAGCUGAGCUCGCGGACGCACAGGCCGAGGCGGCGAGGGCGCGGCACGAUGCGGAGGCGGCGUACGAGCUUGCCGCGACGGGGCGCGCGAGGCAGGAGGAGGGGAAGGCGAGGGAGCGCGAGCUGGAGAGGAGAGUGCGGGCGGCGGAGGAGGAGCGGCGGAUGACGGAUCUCGUCGUGCAGGAGUAUGCCGACCUCGUGCGCGCGCUCGAGGGUCGCAAGAGCUCCGUGACGUCUCCUCGUGCGCAGAGACGCGUGGCAUCCGACGACGGGGGCGGGAGCGUGGCCUCCAGCUCGUCGGUCACACUCGUCGAGUCGCUGUCGGAGGGCAAGUCCGGGCUGCACAAAUUGCUCAGCGAGUUCUACGCGGAGAACGAGCGGCUGGAGGCGGAGGUGCAGAGGCUGCACGGGCAGCUGAGUCUUGCGGAGGCCAAGCUGAAAGCAGAACACAAGGGAGGGGCAGAUGACCGCGCCGCUCUGGCUCGAGCACGCGCCGAACUAGACAGGCUCAAAGCCGACGACAAUGCCGCAGCGAAAGUAGUCUCGCGAUACAUGAAGUUCUCCCAAGCAACCACCGACAACCUCCAAACUGCGCUCUCGAACCUCAAAGCGCGGCACGCCGCAACCCUAUCCUCCAUGGACCUCGAACUACAAACCCUGCGUAAAUGCCUGCUAGACGAGAAACGCCAAACCUCGCGGCUGCGCGCCGCGCUGGACGAGCUGUCGGAGGACAUCUCGCGCGAGACCUACGGGCGGCGCCGGGAAGUCGCGCUGCGGCUUGCGCUGCUCAGCCGCGAGGAGAGCAUCGUCGAGGGGCUGAAGCGCUGGUCGAGAAGGACGCAGGAGCUCCUCGCGCGCACGGCGCUUGCGGACCCGGGACAGGUGGAGGGGGCGUUUGACAAGAUCCUGAGGAGCGCGGCGGCACUGCUGGAUUCGGUGGAUGGCUCGCCCCAGCUGGAGGAGGUGACACCGGCGAGCGUGGCGCGCAUUUUGGCUGCACAGGAUGCGGUGAAUACUAUGGUGAGGGAGCUGCAGGUGGAGACGGAGAGGAGAUUGAAAGCGGAGAGGAAGGCCGCGAAAGCGGUUGCGGAUGAGUCGAGGGUUGGGCUGGAGAGCGCUGGGUUAGCUGUCCAGGAAGUGCGGGAUCGGGGGGUGUCGCCACCCCCUCCGCCUCCCCCGCCUAAGCAUGAAGAAGAGGCGGAAAAGCUGGUGGACGCGCCUAGAAGUGUUCAAGUUACCGUGGACUCACCCACGACUCCCAAGCUCCUUUCGUUGCCUACCGUUGCUGACGGACCCGUCCAACCACAGCCAGACGACACUGAUACCUCUGUUCCUCCGGCCGUUGUAGAAGUCUCCCAGAGUAUACCCGCCACUCCUGCGACUCUAGCCAGUGUGAUGGACCAGGAACCGUCCGAGGCUACACCAGACCUCGUCCCGUCUUCCUCGUCUGUCUCUGACCAGUCAUCUACUCUAGUACAGACCCCACCGCCCCCAAGUAUGGAGGAUACUUCAACCUUACCUGAGUCGAGCAAUCUACUUGGGCUCAAGGAGCCCGACGUUGUGCCGCAGGAGGUCUCCUCUGUGCUGUUACCUGCACCGGCUGACAGUGUGGUCUUCCCGUCGUCAGAGGAGAGUAAUGAUAUUCCGAAAGCGCUGGAUAUUACGGUUAACCCCGCGAUUUCUGCCCCAGAGCCUUCGCCUGUCAGCUCUCCUGUGGCAGAGGAGCCCUUUUUGGAGAAAGUUCAGUUCCCUACACAGGUCGCAGUUCCUACUCCACCUCCCUCAUCCCCUCCCGCAGACCAAUCAGCCCUCACCGAGCUCCUCAGGGUGAAAGACCGCUAUGACGACCUCCAGCGCGCCUUCCGUGAAUGCCACCAGGCACUCAGGGAGCUCAAAGCCACUUUGUCCUCCACUGCGACCUCCCCGUCCCCGUCCCUCCCGGUCUUGCGCACUGCGCUGGAGCGGCUCGACGACUACAACGAAGACACCCGCGUCGAGCUCGAGAUCCGCGUCGCGGACGAGGAGCGCGUCGUCCGCGGGUACGAGACGCUGCUCACCGUCCCGGGCGCGAUUGCGGGGGAGGGCGAGCGGGAGGCGGUUGAGAAGGAUGUCAGGGAGUUUGUGGAGGGCAGCGGGCAGACUGCGAGGAGGGAUAGAGAACAGUUUGCGAGGAAGCUGGAGGACCUACAGCAUGACAUCGCCGUGUUGAAGCGCGCGGCGCACGAGCUUGAACUCAUAUCCACUCCGCCCGAAACCUCUGCGUCGCCCACCGGCUGGGCGAACUGGACGUCUGGCCUGCUCGGGCAGGCGCGCUCCUCGAGUCCAGCGCCGACGUUCGGGUCGGUGAUGACGAGCCCGCGGCUGCGGCAUACGUCGAGCUAUACGCAUUUGCAGGCGGAGGACCCGUUCGCGGGGCUGGGUCUGCGCAUUCCUAUGCCGUCGCAUCUGCCUUCGUAUUUGGGCAACGUCAAUACUGCCCCACCGCGGAUGGGGCUGGGCCAGCCGCCAACGACGAGGGUGCGUACGACGUCUGGGCUGACGGGGCUCUAUGCGCUCGGGCUUGGGUCACGCAGCUCGUCGGUAGUGCUCCCCCCGGUGAAUCAGCGUCCAGGUCAGCAUCAGCGGGGCGGUUCGACGGGGCGAUUCGGGGGGGAGAGUGCGGCUGAGUCGGAGGCGGAGACGGAGACUGAGGGCUCUGACUCUGACUCUAAUGGACAGACUGAUGUAGAGUAG
Messenger RNA from Gloeophyllum trabeum ATCC 11539, 3060 nucleotides. RefSeq lists its product as uncharacterized. The record is from RefSeq and is a predicted model, not a curated record. Lineage: Eukaryota; Fungi; Basidiomycota; Agaricomycetes; Gloeophyllales; Gloeophyllaceae. The transcript has 3 exons. The coding region runs from base 1 to 3060 and encodes 1019 amino acids.